Molecule: messenger RNA, 1371 nt
Organism: Tupaia belangeri chinensis (Chinese tree shrew)
Lineage: Eukaryota; Metazoa; Chordata; Mammalia; Scandentia; Tupaiidae
Gene: CUNH12orf42
Product: chromosome unknown C12orf42 homolog
Exons: 6
Coding region: 208-1212 (334 amino acids)
Source: RefSeq, a predicted model, not a curated record
CGUCCCCCGGCGCCGGGCAAGGUGAGCCAGCUUCCCGGAGUCGGCUGCCGCCAGCGCGCCCCAGCAGGGCGGGCAAACGGACGCGAGGGUCGCGGACCUCGCCUCUAGGGAUUUGAACUAAUCGGAUUCAUGUCUUCAGGACACAGUGUGAAGCAAUGGCAAAAGAUGCAUUUCUGCUGACUUAAAAUCAGACUUUUUGCAAACAGAAUGCAGAAAUCCCCUCGCUAUAUUCCUAUUGUGAGCAGUGCGACCUUGUGGGAGAGAAGCACAUCUCCUGCAAAGCCCAGCUCUCAUCAUGAAAGAACUGCUGUACCCUGUUCCCGAUUCAUUGGCCACAUGAAGAAUUUCUCUGAAUCCUUUAAAUUAAAUAGUCUACCUUUUCUACAUUUUCCAGUACUUCCAGAAAGGACUCAGAAUCCAGCAGCAUAUAAAAGUACUUGUACUUGUCAGCACAUAAUCCCCAGGUCUUCGGUAUUUACAGUUUCUUGUGAUGAAGACUGCAGAGACGUGGGCUCCUCCUCAACACUACCCAGUGAAAGGGAUGAGGCUCCACUGACCUUUGCUGUCAGAGAAGAAAGUAUGAAGAGGGACAGAGGAACACCCAAGCAAGCCUGGAGCAGUCCAUUUUUGGAUCAGGAAAUGGCUAAAAAGCCUAUUCUACCCCGCUCAAGAAAACCGAUUCACUUGGAAGCUACAGGAGUGCACAUCAAAAGACACAUGAAACUUCAGAGCCAGUCCUUGAGCAAUGCCAAGGGAGAUUCUGAUCUUGCUGCGAGACCUUUCACAGCCAUCGGCCUCUGCAGAACGAGCCAGCACCCCCUGGGCCAGCACAGCGUCCGGCGGAGUGCGUCGGAACCCGAGCUGGAGGACAGCGUGGCAGCCCCUGUAGGCGCUCUGGCACCUCCAGAUUUCCAGAGCGAACUCCUUGGCGAGUCCGGAAAUCCAGUCGGAAGAGGCGCGGUUGCCAUGGCAGCGGAGAUGCUCCCCAAGCAUCCUCAUGCCCUGGGGGAGAGGAGGCCUAGGGCAGACACCUCCCUCCACCGCAAUCUGGCAGGAGCGCCCCUUCCUCCGUGCGUCGAAGCUUCCACCCAUUUCCCGUCCAAGAGGUUAAUAAAGGUUUGCUCCUCGGCACCCCCGCGGCCGCCCCGGCGCUUCCAUACGGCCUGUUCACAGGCCCUGUCUGGGCCGGUGGUGAAUGCUCGCUUGCAUUGACCGCUGCGAGGGAAUUGUUAGGCGAGCGAGGCCGGCCUUCGAAUCAAUGCCUGCGCCGAACAACAGAAAGGGCCUCAGAUGUACUGGUUUCCACAGAACCAUUGUUAGGCUUUUGUGAAGCAUUUUUGAACCUAAUAAAUAAUGUCAAAAGUCUCUAUC